Hipposideros armiger (great roundleaf bat) is the source of this 6454-nucleotide messenger RNA. RefSeq names its product class II major histocompatibility complex transactivator (gene CIITA). The transcript is spliced from 20 exons. Lineage: Eukaryota; Metazoa; Chordata; Mammalia; Chiroptera; Hipposideridae. The record is from RefSeq and is a predicted model, not a curated record. Gene Ontology annotation, molecular function: ATP binding; protein binding. Bases 70 to 3678 code for a protein of 1202 amino acids. Gene Ontology annotation, biological process: positive regulation of MHC class I biosynthetic process; positive regulation of MHC class II biosynthetic process; positive regulation of transcription by RNA polymerase II.
UGCUGCAGUCCGGGUGAACAGAGAUCCCAAGCUCUGGCCCAGACAGCUGCACUGCCUCCAAGCGCUGCCAUGAACCACUUCCAGACUCAGAUCCGGAUGCUGCUGUCCAGCCAUCAGCCGAGCCAGGUACAGGACAACCUGCUGGAGGAAGAGCUUCUGUCCAGGGAGUACCACUGCGCCCUGCUCCAGGAACCUGAUGGUGAGGCUCUGGCCAGGAAGAUCUUGACCCUGCUGCAGAAAGGAGACCCGGACUUGGCCCUCUUGGAGUGUGCCUGGAGUGGGCUGCAGGCCCCAGCAUCUGAGAAGGACCUCGGCUCCAAGGAUGAUGGUGGCAGUGAACAGUGUGCCGCCAUGGAGUUGGGGCCUCUGGAAGGCAGUUACCUGGAGCUUCUUAACAGCAAUGCUGACCCUUCGCAGAUCUACCUCUACUAUGACCAGAUGGACCCGGCUGGGGAAGAGAGCGAACUCUGCUCAGAACCCGACACAGACACCAUCAACUAUGAACAGUUCAGCAGGCUGCUGUGUGACAUAAAUGAUGAUGAAGAGACCAGGGACGCCUAUGCCAAUAUCGCCGAACUGGACCAGUACGUGUUCCAGGACUCCCAGUUCGAGGGCCUGAGCAAAGACAUUUUCAUCGACCACAUAGAAUUGGAAGAAAUAAUCAGCGAGAGUGUGGAGAUGCUGGAGGAAGCAGGACAAAAAAGGAAAAAAAGAUCCUUCCCCGAGGAGCUGCCUGCGGACCUGAAGCACAGGAAGCUCGCCGAGCCCAUCGCUGUGCCCAUGACGACUGGCACUUUCCUAGUGGAGCCAGCGAGUGGCCCCAUGGCUCUGCCCUGCCUGUCACCACCUACUCUGUUCGACAAGGAUCUAGCAUCCAGCCAGACCCAGCUGGAGGAAACCACCCUAAAACCUGCGCCCCCCUCCGGGUCCUUGUUGAGCUGCCUGAGUCUCCCGGCUGGACCUUUCCAGAUCAUCCCCACUCUCUCCACUCUGCCCCAGGGAUUCUGGCAGAUCUCAGGAGCUGGGACCGGGGUCUCCAGUAUACUCAUCUACCAAGGUGAGAUGCCCCAGACCAGCCAAGCGCCCCCAUCCAGCAGCCCAGCUGUCCACAGCCUCCCGAAGUCCCUUGAGCGGCCCGGCUCCACCAGCCCCUUCGCCCCAUCCGCAGCUGACCUUCCCAGCAUGCCAGAACCAGCCCUGACGUCCCGUGCAAACACGAUAGAGGAUGAGGUGUCCUCCACCCAAUGCCUGGCAGCUCCCGAGGUCUCCAGCAAGCUUCCAAAAUGGCCUGACAGUGUGGAGCAGUUCUGCCGCUCCCUACGGGACAAGUACCAGGCCGAGCCCGCGGGCCCGGAAGGCGUCCUGGUGGAGGUGGACCUGGUGAGGACCCGGCUGGAGAGGAUCAGCAUCAAGAGCCAGGAGAGGGAGCUGGCCAACCUGGACUGGGCGGAGCGGCAGCCAGCCCGCGCGGGUCUGGCCGAGGUGCUGCUGGCUGCUAGUGACCGGCGGCGGCCACGUGAAACGCAGGUGAUUGCCGUGCUGGGCAAGGCAGGACAGGGGAAGAGCCGUUGGGCCCGGGCAGUGAGCCGGGCCUGGGCCUGCGGCCAGCUGCCGCAGUACGACUUCGUCUUCUACUUGCCCUGCCACUGUUUGGACCGUCCGGGGGACGCCUACCGCCUGCAGGACCUCCUGUUCUCCCUGGGCCCACAGCCACUGCCGGUGGACAGCGAGGUCUUCGGUCACAUCUUGAGGAGGCCCGAGCGCGUCCUGCUCAUCCUGGACACCUUCGAGGAGCUCGAAGCCCAAGACGGCCUCCUGCACAACGCAUGCAGACCCGCGUCGGCGGAACCCCGCUCUCUCCGGGGGCUGCUGGCCGGCCUCCUCCAACGCAAACUGCUGCGAGGCUGCACUCUGCUGCUCACAGCCCGGUCCCGGAGUCGCCUGGCCCAGAGCCUGAGCAAGGCCGACGCCCUGUUCGAGAUGCCUGGCUUCUCCGCUGAGCAGGCCAAGACCUAUGUGAGGAGCUACUUCGAGCGGUCGGGGGCCGCUCACCACCAAGAGAGAGCCCUGGAGCUCCUCCAGGGCCAGCCGCUUCUCCUCAGUCACAGCCACAGCCCCACUGUGUGCCUGGCCGUGUGCCAGCUCUCCGAGGCCCUCCUGGAGCUGGAAAAGAAGGCCGAGCUGCCCUCCACACUCACGGGACUGUACGUUGGCCUACUAGGCCCAGCAGCCCGUGACAGCCCCCCAGGGGCCCUGGAGGCGCUGGCCAGGCUGGCGUGGGAGCUGGGCCGCAGACACCAGAGCACCCUGCGGGAAGGCCAGUUUCCAUCGGAAGAGGUGAGGGCCUGGGCUGUGGCCAGAGGCUGGGUGCAGCCCGUCCCCGGGGCCCCAGAGAAGGAGCUGGCCUUCCCUAGCUUCCUCCUGCAGUGCUUCCUGGGGGCUGUGUGGCUGGCUCUGAGCAGUGAGAUCAAGGACAAGGAGCUGCCACAAUAUUUGGCAUUGACCCCGAGGAAGAAGAGGCCCUAUGACAACUGGCUGGAUGGCGUGCCGCGCUUUCUGGCCGGGCUGGUCUUCCAGCCUCGCGCCCGCUGCCUGGGAGCCCUGGCAGGGCCAGUGGCGCUCACCUUGGUGAACAGGAAGCAGAAGGUACUCACCAGGUACCUGAAGCGGCUGCAGCCGGGAACACUGCAGGCAGGGCGGCUGCUGGAGCUGCUGCACUGUGCCCACGAGGCGUUGGACGCUGGCCUUAAGCAGCAUGUGGUACAGGGGCUCCCCGCCAGCCUAUCCUUCCUGGGCACCCGACUCACGCCUCCGGACACCCAUGUGCUGGGCAGCACCCUGCAGGCGGCGGGCCGCGAAUUCUUCCUGGACCUCCGUCGCACUGGCAUUGACCCCUCUGGACUGGGGAGCCUCGUGGGACUCAGCUGUGUCACCCAUUUCAGGGCCGCCUUGAGUGACACGGUGGAGCUGUGGGAGUCUCUACGACAGCGUGGGGAGGCCAAGCUACUCCAGGCGGUGGAAGACAAGUUCACCAUUGAGCCUUUCAAGGCCAAGUCCGUGAAGGAUGUGGAAGACCUGGGCAACCUUGUGCAGAUCCAGAGGACAACAAGUUCCUCAGAAGACACAGCCAGGGAACUGCCCGCUGUCCGGGACCUAAAGAAGCUAGAGUUUGCGCUGGGCCCUGUCAUGGGCCCCCAGGCUUUCCCCAAACUGGUGAGGAUCCUCGAGGCCUUUUCAUCCCUUCAGCAUCUGGACCUGGACUCGCUGAGCGAGAACAAGAUUGGGGACGAGGGUGUCGCGCUGCUCUCAGCCACCUUCCCUCAGCUGAAAGCCCUGGAGACACUGAAUUUGUCUCAGAACAGCAUCACCGACGUGGGCGCCUGCAAGCUCGCUAAGGCCCUGCCCUCCUUGGCUUCGUCCCUCCUUAGGCUGAGCUUGUACAAUAACUGCAUCUGUGACCUGGGAGCUGAGAGCCUGGCAAACGUGCUUCCAGACAUGGUGUCCCUGCGGGUCCUGGAUGUCCAGUACAACAAGUUCACGGCCGCCGGGGCCCAGCAGCUCACCGCCAGCCUGAGAAAGUGCCCUCAUGUGGAGACCCUUGCGAUGUGGACACCCACCAUUCCAUUUGGCGUCCAGGAACACCUACAGCAGCUGGACUCUCGGAUCAGCCUGAGAUGAUCCCGUCUGUGUCUGGGACAAGGUUAACAGCGCGCGUUCUCAGAGGACACUGACCAUACUGGACCUUGAACUGACUAUCUGUGGACACGGCUCUUCUCGGAUCAUAUCCUGUGAGCCUCAGCAUCCGGGCACCCAGCCCUGCCGGCUGUGGAGAGGACCCAUGGCCUGCUCUGCGGACAGACCCAGGCCAGCUCCAGGCUCCUUCAGGGCCCAGGUGGAUGACAGCCCUGCUCAGCCGUAGGGGUCCUGGCAGAUGGCGGGCACCUGGUGGCAGCUGCAGGACACCCAGGGGCCCUGACGUGUUUUCUGCAGGACACUCCAGACAGCCGUGGCCAGGUCCAAAUGAGGGACUGAGGUGGCCACAUCGCCACCUCUCCAGGUCCCUGCCAGCCUGGGGAGAAAGCCAUUCUCCAGCGGCUGUCCGAGCAGGACAUGCUAGGUACUCUGAGGAUACCAGGAGAGAACCCUCACCUGCUAAUUCCCAGGCCGAGACAGGCUGGGACGCUGUGUCAGCUGCUCUCUCUGUUUUGCACUAACUUUGAUUGCCAAGGUCAAAGCUAGGCCUGGCCAGACGCACUGGACCUGAGCAGGAAAUCAGCGGACGGUACACUACUGGAAGAGGGGAGAGAGACGGAUAGGAGCCACAUUUGCCUUUUUGCCUUAAUUUCCUGUGUCUUCACUACAUUAUAAAUGGCUCGUUUAAUCCUACAGGCAGGUCCAGUGUUUGAGUUCAUACCAUGAUUACCGUUUUGGGGAGCCCACUGUUGUGGUGAACUAAUGCAUCACAAACCACCCUAAGAUGCAAAGGUUUAAAACAACACACACAUUUAUUCUGCUCCCACACCUGUCUUUUGGGCAGGGCUCGGCAGGGACAGCUUGUCUCUGCCCUACUCAGUGUCAGCUGGGUCACCUAAAGGCUCGUUCACUCAAUGCUGGCUGGUGGCUGAGGACCUCGGUUCCUCUAAGGAAAUGUCACAGGGGGACCUCUCCCUGUGGGCUCGUUAGGGCUUCCUCAUAGCAUCAUGGCUGGGUUGUAGGGUGGUCACCCAAAAAAGGAAGAGAGUUGAGGGAGAGAGAGAGGAAGAGAGAAGCUGCAUCCUUUCUAUAACCCGGGCUUAGAAGUCACAGCAUCACGUCUGACAUAUUCUUUGCCCAGUUUGACAGGGGCCGUCACUUUCCCCCCUCCCCCCAUCCCAUGUGUACACGCGCGCGCGCGCGCGCGCACACACACACACACACACUCACUCACUCACUCACUCACACACCCCUUGGCCCAAGUUCCUCUCUUUCCAGAAAGGAUUUUCUUUAUGGCAUCCUAAGAUCUGAUGGAAAAUUCAUCAUUAGGGGAGCAGCAAGGUCGAAGCAGCAUGAACUUUGCAGAGGCGGGUGCUCCCUACUCUAUCCUGGGAGCCUCUCCUUAGUCCAGCUGGGACCCUGCCUCGGCCGCAGGGAGCCUGGAAUGGCCUUGGCAGCUUUGCUCUCUACCCAGAGAAUGGCUAGCUUGACUGUUGUUUUAUACUGGGCAUCGCCAGCUCGGUCAGAAGCCCAGGUUUGGGACGAUUGGCUUUCUCCUGGUGGCGGCGGGAGCUGUCCCUUCAGCUCUAGUGCACCAACUCUGAUGUUUGGGCCCCAAACGCUUUCCCUCUUCCCAGCAAGUGGAAGUCGGGGGUGGAGAGGGAUUGGGACAACUGCCUGGUUGGCAAUCCUUGCGGAAGCAGUGAGUGCCUUCCUCCUUGACCAAACUGCAAAGGGUUUGGGCUCUAAAUAGCUCGGGCGUCACCCUUCAGGGUGUCCCUGCACUCGUGGACUUUGUGGAGUCUGCAGGGCUCCCAUGUGUGCAUCACAGGGGUGAGCACCAAGCCAGUCUCCUUCCAAUCAAUUGAGGCAUCUACUGCACUCUCAGCCAGGCAGAGCGGGCACCACUGGACUCAAUGCUUUUGGUGUGUUCAGAGAUGACAGCACGAGGUCAGAGGCUAUAAUUACUCAGUAAUGACUUUACAUGACAACUACCAUUUAUUAAAUGAGUUGAUACAUGUAAAGCAUGUAUCACAGGGUAAGGGACAUAAUAAGUGCUCAAUAAAUACUAGCAAUGAUUAUUACUUUGCGUCAAGCUCCAUGCUAAGCCCUUCCUACUUAAGAGGGACCGUAGCCUAGGCUCAGCAGCACAGACUCUGGAGCUGGACCAUUUGGGCUCAAUGCCCAGCUCACCAUGUGUGCAAACUACUUCUCUGUGCCUCAGUCUUCCUGUUUGUAAAAUGGGCACAAUCAGAACACUGCCUUCAUUAUGGGGUUAGGGGAGAUUCAAGAGAACAAGAGUGGCAUACAGCUCAGUCCAUGUUAGCUGUCCUUAUUACAUGCGAAUAUGUGUUUCACUCUUGCCUCUCUGCUUGGAAUUUUCUUCCCAGCUCUUCACAUGGCCAACUUCUCAUCCUUUAGGGCUCAGUUUAAAGGAUAGUCCCUCAGGAAGGUAUACCAGAUUACUCCAUUAAACAUAGACACUCCCCCCCACACACACACACUCCAACCUCGUCACCAGUUUAUCUUUUUCACAUUUAUUACUUGUGUUGUCUGCUCUUGUCCUAGGGUGUGAGUACCAGGAGCACAGGGGACUUGUCUGCUUUGUUCAUUGCUGUGCCCUCUGCUUCCAGCAAGGUGCCAGCACAUAGUAAGUGUUCAAUAAACGCUUAUGGAAUGAGUGAAUAAGCCUCACCACACCUUUGUUUUAUUCAUUCCACAAAUAUCAAGUAUGACAAUUAAGUUUGCGAACUCAUCCUAG